Knipowitschia caucasica is the source of this 1980-nucleotide messenger RNA. The record is from the annotation of a GenBank genome assembly. Lineage: Eukaryota; Metazoa; Chordata; Actinopteri; Gobiiformes; Gobiidae.
AUGCUAAUUCUAAAUGAAUAUCAACCCAAAAGAGAUAACUCUAGCUCUAGAACCAUUAGGGAGGAGGAGUUAGCCGCCUGUGUGUCCUCACAGUGCUGCGGCUGCUCUCUCUCUCCUGCUCCAGGACCUGGAGACAACCAGUUCCUCUUCUUCAGCCUCACCUCCAUUGACUCAGCAGCCAUGGCACCCAAAAAGAACAAAGCUGCCAAGAAGAACAAGAGUGACAUCAAUGAGAUGACCAUCAUGGUGGAGGACAGCCCCAUUAACAAGAUCAAUGGACUCAACACUCUGCUGGAGGGAGGCAAUGGCUUCAGCUGCAUCUCUACUGAAGUCACAGACUCAGUGUAUGCUCCCAACCUGCUGGAGGGUCUGAGCAGCAUGCGGCAAGAAAGCUUUCUGUGUGAUCUGACAGUCGGAACCAAGUCCAAAUCGUUUGACGUGCACAAGGUUGUCAUGGCUUCUUGCAGCGAGUACAUACGUAACAUAUUAAAGAAGGAUCCCUCUCUUCAGAAGAUUGACCUGAAUGAACUCUCCCCUGUUGGUCUGGCAACAACCAUCACAUACGCAUACUCCGGGAAACUCACUCUGUCGCUCUAUGGCAUUGGGAGUACAAUUGCUGCUGCCAGGUUGUUGCAAAUUGGUACACUUGUGAAGAUGUGCAGUGAUUUUCUGAUGCAAGAGCUAAGUGUGGAGAAUUGUAUGUAUGUAGCAAAUAUAGCCGAUGCUUACGAGCUCAAAGAAACGAAGGAAGCCGCACAGAAAUUCAUGAGGGAGAACUUUAUUGAGUUCUCUGAGAUGGAGCAGUUCCUGAAGCUAACCUAUGAGCAGAUCAGUGACUUCUUGUGUGACGACUCUUUGCAGCUUCCCUCUGAGGUGACAGCUUUCCAGAUUGCAAUGAAAUGGUUGGACUUUGAUGAGAAGAGGCUAAAGUAUGCGGCUGAUCUUCUUACUCUUAUUCGCUUUGGAACCAUCUCAGCUCAAGAUCUGAACAUCCUCCAGUCACGCAGAACCAAGGUAAGAGGAGGCAUCAAGGUCAUUCUGACUGUGGGCGGACGUCCAGCUCUGACAGAGAAAUCCCUGAGCAAAGAUGUGCUCUACCGGGACGACGACAAUGUGUGGAAUAGGCUCACAGAGCUUCCAGCCAAAAGCUUUAACCAGUGUGUGGCCGUGCUUGAUGGGUUCCUGUAUGUGGCUGGUGGAGAAGACCAGAAUGAUGCAAGGAAUCAAGCUAAGCACGCUGUAAGCAACUUCUGCAGAUAUGAUCCACGCUUCAACACUUGGAUUCAUCUGAACAACAUGAUCCAGAGACGUACUCACUUCAGCCUCAACACUUUCAAUGGCCUCUUGUUUGCUAUUGGUGGGAGAAAUGGAGAUGGGGUCCAGGCCUCAGUGGAGUGCUAUGUGCCCUCUUCUAAUCAGUGGCAGAUGAAGGCCCCCAUGGAAGUGCCACGCUGCUGUCAUGGCAGUUCUGUUAUUGAGGGGAAGAUUCUGGUGUCUGGAGGAUACAUCAAUAACGCCUACUCCAGAGCAGUGUGCUGCUAUGACCCGUCCACCGAUAGCUGGCAGGAUAAGAGCAGCUUGAGCACCCCUCGAGGGUGGCACUGUGCUGCCACAGUGGGAGACCGUGCAUUUGUGAUUGGGGGCAGUCAGCUGGGUGGGCGUGGGGAGAGGGUGGAUGUCAUGGCUGUAGAGUCUUACAACCCUCACAGUGGUCAGUGGAGCUACAGUGCACCACUGCAUACAGGAGUGAGCACAGCUGGCAUCGCCAUCUUUAACAAGAAGAUUUAUCUGCUUGGAGGCUGGAACGAGGGUGAGAAGAAAUACAAGAAAUGUAUUCAAGUUUACAACCCGGAUCUAAAUGAAUGGACUGAAGAUGACGAGCUUCCAGAGUCUACGAAAAGGCUGAAAGAGUUGGAAUUACCUGCCAGGAGUGUGUGCUUCAUGUUUGAGGCACCAAAGAAUGGAGUGGCUCUUCCCUAA